Molecule: messenger RNA, 381 nt
Organism: Humulus lupulus (European hop)
Lineage: Eukaryota; Viridiplantae; Streptophyta; Magnoliopsida; Rosales; Cannabaceae
Product: peptidyl-prolyl cis-trans isomerase FKBP53-like
Exons: 2
Coding region: 1-381 (126 amino acids)
Molecular function (GO): peptidyl-prolyl cis-trans isomerase activity
Source: RefSeq, a predicted model, not a curated record
AUGCGCUCAGAAGCCUUGGAAAUGAACAGGAGACAAAAAAAGAAGAGAAAGAAGAACAAAAAGAAAAGCCAGGAUAAUGAAGGUGAAACUAAUGUGAAUCAAACUGUUUCUGCCAAGGAAGCCCAAAAUGUAUCAACCUUGGACUCAGAUAAGCAAACUAAUGCAAAGUCAUCUAAAGUGAGACCAUUUGCUAAUGGUUUGGUCGUUGAAGAACUGUCAAUGGGCAAACCAGAUGGUAAAAAAGCUCAACCAGGAAAGCAAGUCAGUGUCCACUACAUUGGCAAGCUAAAGAAGAAUGGUAAACAGUUCAACUCAAACGUGGGAAGAGCACCAUUUAAGUUCCGCCUAGAUACAACUAUUUUUGAGCGACAACUUACGUAA